AUGGCCAUCCUAGAGCAAUUUGACCAGAGGACCAAGGUUCCUCAUUUGCUGAUUGAACUGCGCAACCAGGGCUACAUUGAGAUAUGUGGCAAGAACAUGGGCGGGAUAUAUGACAAGCUAGAUUCCUUCUUCAAGACCUACUUUGGUGCUCGCGACGCGAGGCUGGUCAUGCGGCACUAUGUGGUGAGUGCAGCAGGUCUGCAGCAAUUGGGGUCGUUUGGACGUUUGCCUGGGGCCUACAGCCCGAUUCCUGUCCAGCUAAGGAAAGCGGCUGCUGCGUCGGGCAAGGACUUGGUGCGACUGGGACUUACAAUGCAGCCCAAAGAACCGUGCGACGAAGUUUGCGACAAGAUCCUGAACCGCAUGCUAGUCAGUGUUGAUGUGCAGAAUCGAUCGCAAGCGGUGAUCAAUUUCAUGACCAAUGAGUGUGGAUGGGGCCUACAUCUAGCCGAUGGUGGAAAUCUUGGUUACAAAGGACCCGUGACGAUGCUCCCGGACACCCCUCAUGUGGAGCUGCCCCGCAUCCAGAGCCUGCGCGACACUGGCGAAUGCAUGCGAACGGACUUCGUGCAGAGGAGAUGGGGCGGGUCGGUGGUAGGCGACCGAAAUAGCCACAAGGACUACUGCGACCUUAAGUUCACCACGUCUGCCUUCAAGAAGAGAGGGAUGCAGGGCGAAAACAACCUGGGAAUGAAAACGAUGGAGAUCGUCGACUUCAUGACCAAAGAGUGUGCCUGGACCCUCCUGACUUGUACUGGAGGAAAUUGUGGUCUCACUGGCAGCAUGAGGGAGCAACAAAUGGUUUUCAGAAAUGAUGCCCAUGUGCAGCACGGCGACCAGCAUCUCAUGAUCGAGCUUCGUGACCAGGGCUAUGUGGAGCUCAACGGCUUGCACGAUGCGCCCGAGGCAGCCCAACUGCUGGACAACUUCUACAGACAGCAGGGCUGCCAGGUGUAUCAACCUGGGUUCUGGGAAUCUUCUGAAAAGUUCUGCGACGUCAAGUAUCAGACUCCUGCAGGUUUUUACUACCGUGCAGGCACCACGAACAAUCUAGGCAAGCGCACCAUUGAAGUUGCAAGCUAUCUUGGGAACUAUGGCUGGAUGCUGCUGCUUUGUAACGGUGGUAAUAUUCACGCAGGCCAACAGAGGUCCGGCAUCAUACGUGAGCAGCAGGUGAAAUUCACAAAGGCUCGGCCGACCGACAACCCGGCGGCCCCCCUGCUGAUGAUCGAGCUGAGGACGAUACCGAUGAAUAAAGAGGGCCAUUAUCAGGGCUUUAUCGAGAUCAACGGGCAGAACACCAACGGCGUGUAUCAGCAGGUCAUCCAGUACAUGCAGCAAACCAUGCUCUGUACACCUCUGGGUCCACAGCCGUAUUGUGACCUCCUGCUUCAGUGCAAUUGCUUCCGCCUCCGAGAGGCCACAACAAGUUGGCAUCAUCUUCAUGGCCGACUGAAUGGUGAGAGCAACUUUGGCAGGUACACGAUGCGUCUUUGCGACUUCAUGGUUGACCACCUGGGUGAGUGGGACCUGAUCGUUUGCAAUGGCAACAGCGUUGACUCUAUCUUCCGCGUGGGAAAGGAUAGUACCAUCAGUGUGAAUGGCCGCGAGCAGCAGCUGAUCUUCAGGCAUCGGCCUGGCGGUCGCAACGUGUUCAUGGCAGCGGAUGUGAACGUGGCUAAACUGGGACGCCCUCCGCUCUUGCCUCCCAACUACUGGAAGGAAAGCAGCAGGACGGGAUCGGUUGGCCAGGAGAUCGUUCCUGCAACGGCUGAGGAGAUCGCUUGGAUUCAGGAGGCGAUGGACGGAACAUACAAGAAAAAAUCCACACGUGAUCGUGCCGGUGGUCCUCUCGCUGAUCGCUUCGUGGUGGUGUCUGCUCUUCGAUCGGAGCAUCCAGGCUUGUGGGAAAAAUUCGCGCAGAGGAGAAAUCACGUUGCCAAAGACAUCAAGAACCGAAGCACCGUGGAGAUAGUUGAGCCCAAGACAGUGAAAGCCUGCAAAGCCUUCGAGGAAAGGUGCACUCAUCCUCGGCUUGGCAAUCCAACCAAUGAGGCUUACUUGUUCCAUGGGUCCAAUCCAACUUCGGCCAUUUCGAUCUUGAGCACUUCUUUCAAAGUUGACUUCGCUGGUGCUGCCGUUGGCACAAUGUUCGGGCCUGGAGUGUAUCUGGCAGAGUCCUCCUCGAAGUCGGAUGAAUAUGCCCGAGACGAAAACACGGGAGGUGCUUAUGACGGUCUAUUUGCCGUGCUGCUUUGCAGAGUUGUGGUGGGAAGUUCUUAUGUCGUCGAGAAGCCUGGCAACUACACCGAGAAGUGUACCUCUGGUGAGUUUGACAGCGUUGUCGGAGACCGCGAGAAAGCCGUUGGUACUUUUCGAGAGUUCAUCAUCUUCGAUGAAGCCUCCAUCUAUCCUGAGUACGUGGCUUUCUAUCGCAGAGAGUACAAGGAUGGCCCGCCCGCUCCCAAGGCAGCGCCAGCACCGGCCGCAGCUUCGUAUGCGCCGGAUCAGCAUGUCAUGCCAGCAGCACGCACUAUGCAGGUGCAAAUCCCCGAGGGCGCUGCACCGGGAACCCGCAUUCAGGCAAAGGCGCCCUGGGGCGCCACACUGGAAAUUGUGGUUCCAGAAGGGGUAACGCCGGGACAGCUGAUCACAGUGAGCGCAUGA
Messenger RNA from Symbiodinium pilosum, 2667 nucleotides. Lineage: Eukaryota; Dinophyceae; Suessiales; Symbiodiniaceae. The record is from the annotation of a GenBank genome assembly.